Molecule: messenger RNA, 1669 nt
Organism: Uloborus diversus
Lineage: Eukaryota; Metazoa; Arthropoda; Arachnida; Araneae; Uloboridae
Product: cytochrome P450 4V2-like
Exons: 11
Coding region: 194-1543 (449 amino acids)
Molecular function (GO): heme binding; oxidoreductase activity, acting on paired donors, with incorporation or reduction of molecular oxygen; monooxygenase activity
Source: RefSeq, a predicted model, not a curated record
UGUUCUGCAGGUUUGGUAUGCCAUUUUCGCGGUUAUUCUUAGUUUUUCUCUGCUUUGUUGGUUUCAGAAUAGAACAAGAAUAUCACCGAAAAAGAAAUUGCCAACUCUAGCUUUCCACCCUGUCAUUGGAUUUCCGCUUUGGUUGAUUGAGUUAAAAAAUUCUAAAAGUAUUCCGGUUUCCUGUGGGGUGUUUAUGAGGUUGAUUGCCACUUGUCAUCUAUUUUCAAAAGAGGGGUUCUACAUGAUGAAUCUUAUUAUACGGCGCUUGAUGAUAGUUUACAAAGCGGAAAUCAUUCAGUUUCUCCUCAAUCAUCCAGAUUCUCAAGAAAAAGCGUGGGAAUAUCAAGCCCUACGACCAUUUCUCGGCUCGAGUCUUCUUGUGACAACAAUGGAAAAGGCCCGGAAAAGAAGAAAGAUAAUAUACCCGGCCUUUCAUACAAGAAUUUUCAAUGACUAUAUGGAAGUGUUUAACGAAAAAUCUAUGAAGUUGAUAAAGGAACUGAAGAAACAACCUGAUCAGUGGAUCGAUUUGGAGCGCUGCAUCAAGCAAGUAACACUAAGAAUAAUUUGCGCAACAGCUAUGGGUGUGCAACUGGAAGCAAAUGAAGAAGCAAAACAAUUUUUUGAAUGUGUUGAACAGGGAAAAGAUUUAAGUUUUAGAAAAAUAUUACAGCCAUGGAUGAAUAAUAAUUUUGUUCAUAAAAUGUUUUCAAGUGAGAGAAAAUUAAAAAAAAUUAAAGCUGAAGCCCUACGGUUCAUUGAAAAGGUAAUCUCAGAAAGUAAAAACCAUUUUCAUAUUGAAGCAGACCGCAAUCUAAGCGAAGCAGAAAGUAGCUCAAAUGAUGAAUCCGCAUCUUGGAACAGAAAGAGCUUUAUACAUCUCCUUCUGGAAGCUCAUUCUCAAGAUCCAGAAGAUUUCACAUUAACUGACGUACGAGACGAAGUUUUAACGUUUAUAAUCGAGGGAAUGGACACUGUGUCGAGUAUGGCUAGCAUGGUUUUGAUGAUGCUGGGAUUGGAUCAAACUGUUCAAGAAAAAACGAGACAAGAAGUUAACUCCAUUUUUCAUGAUGAUCCACUAAGAUUGAUGACUUAUGACGAUUUAAAGGAUAUGAAGUACUUAGAUUGUGUAAUUAAGGAAACACUGCGACUCUAUCCGACAACUGCACUGAUUGCUAAAGAAAUUGGAAAAGAUAUGCUGAUUGGGGAUUACCAAAUACCUGGUGGAACCGGACUCGUAAUCAACCUUUACAUGCUUCACAGAGAUCCAAAUCAUUUUCCAAAUCCAGAGUUGUUCGAUCCAGACAGAUUUUUACCGGAAAAUUCUAUAAGAAGACAUCCUUUCGCCUACAUGCCCUUUUCCGCUGGAGCCAGAAACUGCAUAGGACAGAGGUUUGCCAAGGCGGAAAUGAAAUGUUUGGUAGCAAACAUCUUAAGGAGAUUCCAAAUCCAGACACGAGAUCACAGAGACAAGUUAAAACUAUCCUGGGAGAUAACAACUGUACUUGUGGACCCUGUAUUCGCUAAAUUCAUUCCUUGUUGAAUAACAACACCAAGAAGAAAAAAAAUAUCAUUUGUAUUUGUUCAGUCAUAAAAAAAUAUACAUAUACAUAUAUAUAUAAAUCUUUAUACAUUAUCAUAUAUAAUAGCCAAAAUCACUAAUCGAGUU